Molecule: messenger RNA, 2432 nt
Organism: Dermacentor andersoni
Lineage: Eukaryota; Metazoa; Arthropoda; Arachnida; Ixodida; Ixodidae
Source: RefSeq, a predicted model, not a curated record
UGCUCUACAUGGGGUCGUUCUGUUAGACCGAGCCGCUUUCGCAUCGCACUGCCGAACACUGUCUCAAGCUUGGCGCUCCAGGUUUGGUGCCAGUGUUGCUUGGCUGUUUGAGCAUCACGUGACAAUGAAGUCGCCCUCAGCGAGAGCCGCAGCGCUGUGCUGCUGCGCAUGCGUGUUCUACCUCGGUCCCGCUGCAGCGGCGCUGUUCCAGAAACCUGGCCUGCAGCAUGUUGGCGGAGAGAGCUCGCGGCCGACAUCAGCGCGCCAAGGCGCGCUGUCUCGUCGCAGCAGCCGACAUGGAAGAAUCGAAGGCGUCCUACCUCGCGGUUCCCUCGGCCAAGUCGGUUAUGUUCCAUCCACGGCGUGCAAGAAGAGGACGCAAGUCUGUGCCCAGGAGCGGCGCAACGACAGCGUCGCGCUCAAGCUGGUCCAGACGGCGCUGGACAAGAGCCACCGGCUGCUGCUGGACGUGGCGGCCAAGAUGCCCAACCUGGUGCCCCGCAUGGACGCCCAGGAGUGCCUCAAGAGGACCGUCUGCGAGGCGCACAACAAGCCCGGACGAUACGGGCUGCUCGGCAUCGCGCUCCAGUUCUUCUUCCCGCCAUUCCGACCGGGCGACGCCGACGACACUCGCAUGUCGCCCCUGCAGCUGGCGGCGCGCUACGGCCGGGACCCGAGAGCCGACUGCGGGCGGCAGUACGACGGCUGCUUCGUGGACCCGCUGCAGGCGCUGCAGGCCGCCGUCGACCACUUCCUGCGCCGGCAGCAGGCCGCCCAUAGCGGGUGGGCGCAGCUGUCGAGCGGGGGCGGAGUUGUCGAGCAGUCCGUCGCUGCGCCGUGAGUGCGCGGGUGUGCGGAACGUUGGCUACCGGAUGGAAAGCACGCGUGGUCGGUGCCACCUUCAUUGUGUUGCAUUUAUUGAUGAGGUCACAUCGCAGUUCGUGCAGCCGUCCUGGAGCUCACCCGAAAGUGAAGCCAAUCCUUUCACUUGCGUUCAUGCACGUCGGCCAGACCCUGCGUGCGCAGGAAUUUGCGGGAGACCACUGCAAGCGACGCGUGCUUUUGUUUCACCGAACACGUGUUGUCUCGCAUGCAAGCGGUUUCGGGCCCGGAACGGAGCGGCGGCCAUCGCGUGAGCGAGCCUCUUUUUCUAAAACCCGAGUGGCGGCAGGGAUGGUGCCUUGAUGCUCGCGCGCCGCUGAGGACGUCCCCGUCGUCUGCUACGACGGCCGCCAUUAUACGCCGCCCACCGCAGCUGGAUGGAUAGAUGCUAAGAGCGUCCCCUUUGGGAAAAAGAAAGAAAGCCCGAUGAAUUCCCAUAACCAAAUUUUCCGACACGCUAUUGUGAACUUUGUUUUUGCACGUUUCCGCUUUUUGUCGUUUCCCUACUUUUCUUCCACCAAUCUUCCAAUCGCAUCUUACUAAUCUCUGAUGCGGACAUCUUUACUUUUCGCCUGCUCUCGCUGAACCCAAGGGUUUCAAGGAGGACAGUGGUGCCUAAAUCGACCGCCGGGCAGACGUCUUCACAUUCUAAUAAAACAUGCGCCAUCGUUUACCUAGCUUUACCGCAGCGAGCACGUGCUUCUUCUUCAUUCUUAUAUCUCGCUUUAUAGGUGCGUGUUCUGAGGCAUCCCGACGGGUAGCAUGCGGAAUGCGCUACCGCUUGCGGUGCACCGGAUACGUACGGAAACAAGUGCACGUUAGCGACUUUUUUUUUUUUUUUAAGCUCGGACAGCACUUAGUGCUGUUGUUGCCCAAAUGAUUAAGGAAACGAUGUACUUCAUACAAGCUGACGGCCUGCGCAUGUGUUAAGUGCUAGAGGUUGACGUAGACUUCGUUAUUAAAAAAAAAAAAGAAUCAUCGUUCUUAGGCCGGAAGCGGCAGUGAUAACCCUUACUUAUUUUCCUCGUAAACUCUGCAUUCGAAAUACACAAAGAAUCGUUUGAAGCACUUAUAUACAUGUCAGCAGCAGCCGUAUAUAUAUCUCAACACACAUAUUCUAGUGUUGCGAAGCUACCUAAGCGCGAUUAUAUAUGGUGGAUUAUUUUGCUAAGUUUACAAACGAUUUACGUAUUUAUUAUAAAUGGCAUCAUACGUACUGUACACAGGAUAACUUGCCAAGGGAGAGUAUGGUGCGAAUAUCCUGCUAAGAUGAAGUGGCAGCUUCUUUAUCAUUAUUAUGCUUGCUCAAAGGAUAGAAAUACUGAAUUUAUAAACACCUGCCGUUCCCCCUAUUAAUAUCUGACGUUCGGUACCACCUCCGCCGUCUCACCAUUUAAAGCAUGCACUGUGCGGGCAUACCUGACACAUACAUGUUAUCGCUCUACCUUUAUGAAACGACACCCGGCAAUCCCAGUGUACAGGUCAUUUAUUUGUGUGCAUAAAUGCUGUGCUGAUAGAAACAAUUCCACAAAUAAAACGCUGGAACAGCA